GGCAGUGCUGUCUUUCCUCUGCGGGGAGCUGGCAGCUGCUCCAACCGGUUUGUGGGUCUGGGCGGUGACACCUCCUGCCCGAGGCCUGAAAGAGGGCUGGGAAGAGCUGGUAUGGAUGCCAAGGAACAAACAAGAGCUGCUUGUGUCCUGCCAGGCAUGGAGCCCAGCAGCGGGGCAGGGACAGUGUGUGCUGCUACCCUGGCAUGGGGCCACAGGGGCCAGAGCUUGGACUGCUGCAGGAGCGGCUGCCCCACGAGCUGGGGGGAAACUGAGGCACGGAAGCACGGGGGGACCCCACCCAGGUGAUGAACCAAGAGGUGCUGGCAGCAACGGCAGAGACAUCCCGGUGCCCGCACAACAACCGGCUCUUCCCCUUCAGCAUCCCAGGCCGUGCCCUGCCAUCUGCCCUUGGCAUCCCCUGCCUGCCCACGGGCACCGGUGGGACUCAACUCCUGCACCUGGGUGGCCCAAGCCCGGUCUUCUGCAUCCUCCCCCGUGGGAGCAGCUGGGAUAUUAAGUGUCAUCCCUGCGGGGAGAAAUGCAAGUGGAAGAAUCCCGGGAAACUGGUUUUACCCCUCUGUCCGGUGCUGGCGGCAGGACGGCGGCAGCCGCCGCUGCUCCUCCCUCGGCAGAGGCUUUUAUAGCGCCUGCCAUGGUCCCGGCAGCCGGCACUGCGCGGCGGGAGGCAGGCAGGGCUGCGGGCUGCGAGCGAUGGCCUCCAUGGGGCUGCAGGUGCUGGGCAUCGCCCUCUCGGUCAUCGGCUGGUUGGCCUCCAUCCUCUGCUGCGCCUUGCCCAUGUGGCGGGAGACAGCCUUCGUCGGCAACAACAUCGUGGUGGCCCAGAUCGUCUGGGAAGGGCUGUGGAUGAACUGCGUGGUGCAGAGCACGGGGCAGAUGCAGUGCAAGGUCUACGACUCCCUGCUGGCCCUGCCGCAGGACCUGCAAGCCGCCCGCGCCAUGGUGGUGGUGGCCAUCGUCCUGGCCAUCCUGGGCACCCUGCUGGCCGUCACCGGCGGCAAGUGCACCAACUGCGUGGAGGACGACACCGCCAAAGCCAAGGUCGUGAUCCUCUCCGGGGUUAUCUUCAUCGUCGCCGGCGUCCUCAUCCUCAUCCCCAUCUCUUGGUCGGCCAACACCAUCAUCCGGGACUUCUACAACCCACUUGUCACCGACUCCCAGAAGAGGGACCUGGGCUCGUCCCUCUACGUGGGCUGGGCGGCCUCCGUGCUCCUGAUGCUCGGAGGGGGCAUCCUGUGCUGCAGCUGCCCCCCCCGGGGCGAGCAGCCCUACUCUGCCAAGUUCACAGCCGCUCGCUCUCUACCGGCCAGCAACUACGUCUAGGAGCCGCUGUGCCUGCUUGGACCCCCCCCAGCGUUCCUGGGAAGCUGGAAACUCCGAGAGCCCCUCCUGGCUCGUGGACCCCCCCGGCUGGGCUGGGGGCUGGCCGGGAGCCAGGGCAGGGAGGGCUGGGUGCUGGGGAGGUGUGAGGGAGGGCAGACAGAGCUGCCUUUGUUCGUCAGGAGGUUGAAGCUGGUUCUUUAAUCUCGGCUGAGGCUGGGAACAGGGAGAUCCUGUCCUGGCUGUUCCCUCCAGUGGGGGUCCUGCUCCCUCUGGAGUACUCAGCCAUGGCGUCUUCCCUGGCAAAUCACCCAAUCCCCCCCUGAGCAUGUCCUGGCUCCUGGUAUUGGGUUAUGUCACAUUGUGACACAGAUUCCAUGGGCAGCACAUGGCACUUGGAGGCUAAAUCCCCCCCAGGACAGGUGGCCAGGCGCCCUCUGGGGUGGACAGUGGUGCUGGUGGGGACACUAAACCUGUCCCAUGCAGUCAUAGGGAUGUGGGGUCUCUGCAGACCCCGGCAGGGUCUUGAGGGGCUGUGGGGGCUCUUGCUUGCCUGUACCCUAAACCUUGAUGUUGACCUACUUUUGGGGCUUGGAGCAGCUCCACUGAUGUCUGAUUUCUGGUGGCAGCUCCCCGGGGCGGGGGCAUCAUUAUCCUGGGAGUGGGAAGGCAGCGGCUGGGCUGGAGGAACCGGUCGGGGAGGCAGGAAUGGAGCGGAAUUGGGCACCUGCUUGGAACGGGGUGACUCCCACACCCGACCCCAUCCCAUGGGGUGCAUCCAGCCCCAUGCUCCCCCUGGCAUUCACUGAGUGGGGUGCCCAGGCUAGGGGCAGGAGAGGGUGGCUCAAGGUGUCCCCUCAGGCCGUGCCGCCGUUUGUCCCCACGUUGCAGCCUUCCCACAUUAAACGGCAGCUGCUUGGACCCUGCGUGCUGCUUUUUCUUUACCCUCUCCAACACCUCUGUGCCUCUGUGCUGGGACACCCUGGUGCUCCUGUGCCGUGGAGCCCUGGCCACCACGAGAUCCCCCAGAUCUGCUUUCCCGAGCCUUCUGCCAUCCCAGCCACUGCCCGGCCCCUGCUUCCUGAGCCAUCCUGGAGGGUGACAGCAGCUGCCUUCGCGGCACGAUGCCUUGGUGACGCCGAACGUGGUGUUGGGGAUGUCCCAGGCUCGUCCUGAGGUGAUCUUCCCAGCCGAGCAGGAAGAAGGUGAUGGGCGCCGCUGAGGGCAGGUUGGGACGUGCUGGCCCCGGGGCCACCCAGCAGCCCUCUCCUCUCUGGGAGCAGCCCGGGGUGGGGUGGGCCACGCCAGCUGUUUUGCCUAUCGUGCUGCCGGCAUGGCAGGUUGUGCCAGGGUGCACUCUGCUGGCUUGGGAACAUCCUUCCCUGCCGCUUUCAGGUGUGUGAUGGGUGGUGCCAUCCUGACUCUGGGUGUCUCAUCUGGGUCUGGAGGCUUGAGGUGCUGCCAGUGGAAAAUGCACCUGUGGCCCUGUGCUGUCGGGGUCCAGGUGGAAAUGUGAUGCUCCGGCAAGCAUCCCUGCUGGCAUCCCUGCUGGCAUCCCUGCUUCUUGUCCCUGCUGCAGGUGGUCGUGUUACCCAUGUCGUGGGUCUCUCAUGGUCCUGCUGGCUGGGGGAGGGUGCCUGGGAUGGCUUCCCAUUACCCUGACCUCCCAAGAGGCCGGUGUCCCUUUCAUGAGGAGAAGGACUUUUUUUGUGGCCCAAAGGGGCUUUCGUGAACCAGGGGAGGCAAAGCCCUAGUGCUUGGGUAUCCGUCAAGAUGCCAAGGGCUGAAAGGUGCUGGGGAGGGAGUCAGGACACAGUGGGGGAGGAGAGGCUGAAGAAACUGAAACUGGGACUGGAGGAAUCACAGUGAAACCUCCAGCAAGUGCCACAGGGUGUGCCAGGCACAGCCGAUACCGUGCUGGUACAUGGGGCUCAUAAAAACUCAUCUAGUCUCAGUUACCAAGCAUGGGUGCCAGCACCCAUGGGUGCGCUCUGCCCCUUGGCAGGAUGGGGGCUCUGCCCUGUGUAGGGCUGAGCAGUUAUUUGGGCUGAGCCAGGAGCCAUAGUGGCCACGUGUGACUGUGGUGGGGCCAUGUGUCUGGUGUGUCUCCAUGUACUGGACACCCUUCUUAUCUGAGGGUCAGAGGGGUAAUGCCUGUGAUGACCCUGGGCUCCACAGUCCCUCACCAGGGGUUUGCCCUCAUGGUGCUGCUCCUGGUCUGAAAGAAGAGCAGGUAUCCCUGAAAGUGCUGAGCCCCAC
Dryobates pubescens (Downy woodpecker) is the source of this 3597-nucleotide messenger RNA. Its product is annotated as claudin-4-like. Gene Ontology annotation, cellular component: bicellular tight junction; plasma membrane. The record is from RefSeq and is a predicted model, not a curated record. Gene Ontology annotation, biological process: bicellular tight junction assembly; cell adhesion. Gene Ontology annotation, molecular function: structural molecule activity. Lineage: Eukaryota; Metazoa; Chordata; Aves; Piciformes; Picidae. The transcript has a single exon. The coding region runs from base 712 to 1341 and encodes 209 amino acids.